Messenger RNA from Lingula anatina, 1000 nucleotides. Its product is annotated as contactin-associated protein-like 2. NCBI's taxonomy places the organism in Eukaryota, Metazoa, Brachiopoda, Lingulata, Lingulida, Lingulidae. The record is from RefSeq and is a predicted model, not a curated record.
UCAGUGCACAGGGCAGAAGGUGCGACAAUUCAUCGCCCACAUUUUUAUGUUAAUACAGACACCGUGCUGUUAAUGUCAGCAGACCGAUAUUCACCUGGCCAUGGCAUCUACUUAUGAAAAUCUCAGGACAGGCAGGGUUGCAGUUGUCAUAUUUUUCAUGGUCAACAACGUCUUCUUUUCCCAGUCAACAUUUCGGAUGCAGAAAUUCACAAAAAUGGAAGGGCGCCGACUGACGGUUGAAGGACGUUACGUCAUCCAGCAUAGAACAGCGCUGGGGGACUGUCAGUUACGGUGUUGGCAAAGGAGAUUCGAGUACGGGGCAACGUGCGCGGCGACGAACUAUAACCUGGCAACUGGAAUGUGUGAGAUACCAGUUGUUGACAGUUUCACUGAAAAUAUUACGUUGACUGAGGAAGUGGGAUGGGACUAUUGGCAGAUGGAAAUCCAGGAAACUUCUUGCAAAGACCACAAAGAACAGGGAAAAAACACCUCGUUUGUGUAUCUCAUAGACACGGACGGCCCUUACGGCUACCUCCCGCCGUUCUCAGUCCGGUGUGAGAUGGACUACGAACCACCCUUGUCAGUGUUUGAGCUGACAUUUUCUCCGGGCAAGACACUGAAAUCUGCAUCAACUGGAGACGUUACAAACACAAUACUCUAUCGGACCCCGCCCUUCCAGAUCGCCCCAGUAGUCAAGUUGUCCGGCCACUGUCACCAGUACUUAAGAUUAAGGCUUCGCAACGCCACAGGGGCGGGUACUUUACAACAGUGGGCGCCGGGGAGUAACGAAUUCCAAUCCUACUGGACACUGGGCAAUUCCUCCGCCCCUUGCUUUUGUGGACACUACAAUAUUUGUGAAAAUGGUACGGAAUUCUUUCUUUUUGUUGGCAGGACUGGGGGACUUGUUGUUCCAGAAGAUGACGUCAUGGGACGACCUUCUUGUGUUACCCAUCGCGCCGUAGAACCCCACGUCUGGUCUAGUUUUGAUGUCACUUUUUGA